Chrysoperla carnea is the source of this 4299-nucleotide messenger RNA. RefSeq lists its product as uncharacterized. The transcript is spliced from 2 exons. Bases 1 to 4299 code for a protein of 1432 amino acids. Gene Ontology annotation, molecular function: nucleic acid binding. Lineage: Eukaryota; Metazoa; Arthropoda; Insecta; Neuroptera; Chrysopidae. Gene Ontology annotation, biological process: DNA integration. The record is from RefSeq and is a predicted model, not a curated record.
AUGAAACCACUACUGCGUAAAUCAUCAAAAGGGUUGAAUCAUCUUUUAUCAACAGUUAAUGAAGCACUAGGUGCACUCAAAGCAUUGGGAUCACCUACCAACAAAUGGGAUCAAAUUAUUGUAUACACAAUAGUCAACCGUUUAGAUUCGGACACACAUGAAGCAUGGGAACUACACGAAGGUGCUUCAAUGUCUCCUUCAUCAUUUCAAGAUCUUGAACACUUUAUUGAAAGUCGUGCUCGUGCUUUGGAAUCAAUCGAAGGUCGCGAAUUUACAAAAUCAGCAUCCAUAUAUCAAGAUAAAUCGACUAGUCGUUCUCCAAAUGCUAGAAUCCAUGUUGCUGUGGAAAAUCAAGAAAAGGGAUCGAAGUAUAGCUGCUCACUUUGUAGCUCAGAUCAUUAUCUAACGAGUUGCAAAGCCUUUGGUCAGAAAACUCCAAACCAACGACGUCAGUUUGUAGUAUCCAACCGGUUGUGUUUUAAUUGCCUUGGUCCUCAUAUGCUAAAAGACUGUCGCUCAGUAAAGUCAUGUGUACAAUGCAGACGACGUCACCAUACAAUGAUUCAUGACGCAGUCACACAGUCUUCACAUGAAUCCCCGAGCAGCAAAUCCACAGGUAACGUGUCAUCAAACUCCAACGAAGCUAAUCCGUCUACAUCCUCCGCUGAUCGAACGGUCAAUCAUGCGUCGUCGAUAUGUGUUCCUUCUCAAUCAAUGGUGCUACUCGCAACAGCUCAAGUCAGAAUCUCAGGGGAAGAUGGUAAUUUCGUAAUCGCGAAAGCUCUUAUUGAUCCAGGGUCCGAAAGUUCGUUCAUCAGUGGACGUCUUGUUCAGAAUCUUCGUCUUAGACGAUCAUCUACAUCAAUCUCUCAUAUCGGAGUAGGAGCAACUCAAUCUUCAACUGCACGUGGGGCGGUAUCUAUCCAUAUUGGCUCCGCCUUCGACUCCAAUGUUAGUAUAAAAGUAAAGGCUUAUAUUUUAUCUAAGCUCACUUCAACGUUACCAUCAAGGCAACCAGCUACAUCUCAUUGGCCGCAUAUAUCAGGCCUACAACUCGCAGACCCAUCAUUCAUGAUACCAAGUUCGAUUGAUUUGAUUCUUGGUGCCGAUAUUUACGGAAACAUUAUUCUUUCCGAUGUCAUCAAGGGGCCACCACAAUGCCCUAUCGCUCAAUCUACCAUAUUCGGGUGGAUUUUAUCAGGACCAAUCAACAGAAAUCUCACUGAGUCGACCGCCACUGUUUAUCAUUGCUCACUUGAUGUGCAACUGGACUUGCUUCUUCAACGUUUCUGGAAUCAAGAAGAAAUCAUGGAUGGUAAAGCUACCAGCUUGUCACCAGAGGAAGAAGUUUGUGAGCAACAUUUCUUAUCGACUCAUUCGAGAUUAGACUCUGGUCGAUACGUAGUUCGACUGCCAUUGAAAGAAUCACCAGAUGCACUAGGAGAAUCUCGAGGUCCUGCAACGAAGAUGCUUCAUUCACUUCAACGUCGGUUAAACUCUGAUAAUGAGUUUCGCCACCUAUAUGAUGAAUUCAUCCGAGAAUAUGAAUCACUCAACCACAUGUCUCUUGUAUCAGCCAACUCAGUCGAACCGAAGUGUGUUUUUUAUCUACCUCAUCACGGCGUGCUACGUUCGACAAGUACUACCACUAAACUUCGUGUCGUGUUCAACGGAUCAAUGCGGACUAGCUCGGGAAAAUCACUUAAUGAUAUUCUCCACACUGGCGAAAAACUUCAAACCGAUCUUCCAGAUGUUCUCUUGUGGUUUCGACGAUUCAAAUAUGUCUUCGUGUCAGAUAUCGAAAAAAUGUAUCGUCAGAUAGUGGUCGAUCAUCAUGAUUGGUAUCUUCAAAGGAUCCUGUGGAUGCAGGAUGGUGUCAUCCAAACUUAUCAAUUAAAAACCGUAACCUAUGGUUUAGGAUGUGCGCCAUUCUUGGCAUUGCGAACGCUCAAACAAUUAAUACUCGACGAUGGAAAUCAAUUUCCGUUGGCUGAGUCAACGAUGCUCAAAGGGCGAUAUGAAGAUGAUAUAUUUGGUGGAGCUGAUACUGUCUCUGAAUGUAGUCAAAUCAUCACUCAGGUUGAUCAAUUAUGUAGACGCGGCGGGUUUAUUCUCAAAAAAUGGGUCAGCAAUCAUCCCAAUUUGUUAGAAAGCAUUCCACCAGAAUAUCAUGCCAAGGAAGCUACAAUUCUUAUCGAUCAAUCGUCAAUUUUAGGUCUCUCCUGGAAUCCAUCAAGUGACAGAUUUUCAAUCAUUGUCAACAGUGAACCACUGCAGCGCUCUGCAUUAAGUGCAGUUGUUUAUCUCAGAGUGGAAACUUGCUCCUCAAUUAGCGUCAACAUUGUGUGUGCAAAAACAAAAGUGGCACCGUUGAAGAAAAUGACAAUACCACGUUUAGAACUUACUGCAGCUGCUCUGCUUACUCGACUCGCAGGAUAUGUACGCAGAACUAUGGACCUACAUUCAGCACCACUAUGGCUUUGGACCGAUUCAUCAGUUGCACUCACGUGGAUCACAUCUCAUCCAAGUAAAUGGAAGGAUUUUGUUCGAAAUCGUGUCACCUUCAUCCAAGAAAACCUAUCAUCAGCUCGUUGGAGAUUUAUCGCUGGAAAACAAAAUCCAGCUGACUGUGCGUCCCGCGGACUCUCAGCCCAAGCUCUUGAUAAACAUCAAUUAUGGUGGAAAGGUCCCGAAUGGCUUUUUCUACCAUCUGACCAAUGGCCCCAUGACAUUUGCUCACCAUCACUUGUCCCAGCUUCGGAAGUUCGAUCUGCAAAAGUGAAUCAUUGCUCACAAAUUGAGUUAGAGCCGGAAUUGUUGCAUCGAUAUUCUAACUUAAAUCGACUCUUGCGUAUCACAUCUUGGUGCAUGAAGUUCAUCAAUCGUAGCCGUAGAAUCAAGGAUGAUGAUCCACCAGCCUUGUUAACUACUCAUAAUCUUCAGGCGUCUCUAUUAAUUUGGGUUCGGAUUAGCCAAAGGAUUGCAUUUUCAAACGAGUUGAAGUUGUUGCAGAAGAAACAACCAAUCACUAGCUCGAGUUCUUUGCGCUUGCUCACUCCAUUUCUCGAUCAAAAUGGUCUGAUACGAGUUGGUGGACGUCUUGAACAAUCAUCACUGGAUUAUUACUCAAAGCACCCCUAUAUCCUCUCGAAAGAUUCCACUCUGUCUCUUCUAAUAAUCCAAAGUGCUCAUCUUCGAUCACUCCACAGUGGUACCAGUAACACUUUAGCAGCAGUUCGACAAAAAUUUUGGAUACUGGGAGCUCGUCUAGCAGUUCGAAAAGUAAUCUUGAAAUGUGUAAUCUGCGCACGCCAACGUGCUAAACGAGCUGAACAACUCAUGGGACAACUUCCAGCAGCGCGUACGACUCCAUCCCGCCCCUUUUGCCACUCAGGGGUUGAUUACGCUGGCCCAUUUCUUGUUAAAACAUGGCAUGGGCGUGCUGCUAAAACAUACAAAGGCUAUGUUGUUUUGUUUAUAUGUUCCUCUACGUCUGCAAUUCAUCUCGAGAUAGUUACAGACUAUUCCACUAGUGGUUUUAUUGUUGCAUAUAAACGCUUCACUGGACGUCGCGGGAUCUGUGCUACACUCUCAAGCGACUGUGGAACUAAUCUUGUGGGGGCUGAUGCUGAACUCAAACGACUCUUUACGGAGUCAUCCACACAGCUUAAAACUCUUCGUUCGUUACUUGCAAACGACGGAACUCACUGGCACUUUAAUCCACCGUCUGCCCCACAUUUUGGCGGCCGCUGGGAAGCUGGAGUUAAAUCCGUCAAACAUCAUUUAAAGAGGGUUAUUGGUAACACUCUCCUUACAUACGAAGAAUUCACCACUGUUCUGAUACAAAUUGAAGCAGUGUUGAAUUCAAGGCCUCUUUGCCGGCUUACUGAUGAUCCAGAUGACCUCGCAGUCUUAACACCCGGACAUUUCCUCACUGGUGGACCCUUAACGACUAUUCCCGAGCCAGCAUUAACACAUUUGAAAAUUACACAUUUAUCUCGUUGGCAAUUAACUCGCCAAAUUCUCGAAAACUUCUGGACGAAAUGGUCCAGAGAAUAUCUUCAACAGUUGCAGGCUAUUUAUAAGUGGCAAUAUCCUGCAAAUCAAAUCAAAAUCGGAUCAAUUGUUUUAAUCGUUGAUGAAAGAUAUCCGGCAUCUAAAUGGCCAUUAGCUAAAGUCAUCCAACUUCAUCGUGGAGCUGAUAAUCUUACUCGAGUAGUGACACUCAAAACGGCAACUACAGUGCUGAAACGGCCGAUUGUUAAGCUGUGUGUACUUCCCAUUUCAGACACCACAUAA